AGGAAUGUAAUUUAACUAUCUACGAAUACAAUUACAAAACCCUAGCCCUCCCUUCCCAUUGUUUAUAAGAUAACCCUAAUACCUCAAACUGAACGUUCUCUCCAGCCUCCGCUUCUCUGUCUACAAGGAUCUCCUUCAAACAACAAAAAUGGCUUCGGAGAAGAAGCUCUCAAACCCAAUGAGAGAGAUUAAGGUACAGAAGCUUGUACUAAAUAUAUCCGUCGGAGAAAGCGGUGAUAGGCUCACUCGUGCUGCUAAGGUGCUCGAGCAACUUAGCGGUCAGACUCCUGUCUUCUCUAAGGCUAGGUACACUGUUCGAUCUUUUGGUAUCAGGCGUAAUGAAAAGAUUGCUUGCUAUGUGACCGUGAGGGGGGACAAAGCUAUGCAGCUACUUGAAAGUGGUUUGAAAGUGAAGGAAUACGAGCUGUUGAGAAGAAACUUCAGUGACACUGGUUGCUUUGGAUUUGGAAUCCAGGAGCACAUUGAUCUUGGCAUCAAGUAUGAUCCUUCAACUGGUAUUUAUGGUAUGGAUUUCUAUGUUGUUUUGGAGCGUCCAGGCUAUCGCGUUGGUCGUCGCAGAAGAUGCAAGUCAAAGGUCGGUAUUCAGCACCGGGUUACCAAGGAGGAUGCAAUGAAGUGGUUUCAGGUGAAAUAUGAAGGUGUCAUCCUCAACAAGGCCCAGAAUAUUACAUCGUAGAAAGUGUUGGUUUUUCAAGUAAUAUUUUGCAGAAUGUCUUUUUAUUUUGUUGGGAGUUAUGUAACUUCUGAAGAGAAUUUUGGAUUUGGUAGAAUCUUGUUUACUAUAAUUUUGGAUUGGUUAGAAUCUGAAAUACUAUUUCUGGUCAUCAUUCUAUUUUAAUUGUGCGUGCUUUACUUA
Messenger RNA from Jatropha curcas, 877 nucleotides. Its product is annotated as Ribosomal L5P family protein. Gene Ontology annotation, biological process: translation. The record is from RefSeq and is a predicted model, not a curated record. Gene Ontology annotation, cellular component: ribosome. Gene Ontology annotation, molecular function: structural constituent of ribosome. Lineage: Eukaryota; Viridiplantae; Streptophyta; Magnoliopsida; Malpighiales; Euphorbiaceae.